CAGCAGAGCGAACACGCCAAACUCGCCAGGACAGAGAAGGAGGAUCCCGUGCGCGUCCUGCGUUGCUAAAUCACAAGAAGGAUCUGUUGUUGUUCUCUGUGCACGUACGUCCUGGUUGGGCGGAGCGAGAGAGAGCAAAAGAAAGAAAUCAACUUAGUCUUUUGGCCCCGGUGGGGAGCAAGACACCAAGGCAGCCACGAUGAACAGGCGUAACACCCCUCGGGGGCAGAUGUCCAUGGGGAAGGGAGGACCGGCCAUCCAGAUGAUGGAGGGAGCCAUGCGAGCCAUGUUCGAACCCCCUCCGCCACUGGAGUUCAAGAAGAGCGUCUGCAAGCGAAAGCCUCCCACGGUGGAGGGGGUGGCGGCGAUGCUCAAGGGCAAGGGCGCGGCCAAUCUCUUCGAGAAGGGGGUGCCCCCGCCGCCCGAGAAGUUUGAAACCCCUAGGCAGAAGCACGCCCGGAUCGCCGCAGCGAAGAAGAAGACCGAUGAGGAAGGCCUAAAGGACAAAAUUUCCAAGUGGAAUCCGAAGGACGACCCUAAGACCAAGGGCGACGCGUACAAGACCCUUUUUAUCGCCAAGAUCAGCUACGACACCACCGAGAAGAAGCUGCGCAGGGAGUUCGAGCAGUUCGGCCGCAUCCAGUCGAUCCGCAUGGUGCAGGACGAGGACGGCAAGCCUAGGGGCUACGCCUUCGUGGAGUACGAGAACGAGGACGACAUGCGCGUGGCCUACAAGAGAGGAGACGGCCGCAAGAUCGACGGCCGCCGCGUCCUCGUGGACGUGGAGCGCGGCCGCACCGUGCGCAACUGGCUGCCACGUCGUUUCGGCGGCGGGCUCGGAGACUCCCGCAAGGAGCGCCCGAAGAAGGGCCAUGAGGCCGAGUGGCGCGAGCGCGAGCGCCUGGCGGCGGAGGCCAAGGAGGCCGAGAAGGAGGCUAAGCGCGAGAAGGAGCGGCAGGAGGAGAGGGCCCGCCGGGACCGGGAGAGGGAGGAGCGGGAAAAGAGCCGGCCCGCGGGCAAGGACGGGGACGGGGGGGACGGCAAGAGGUCCGACAGCCGGGAGCGUGGCAGACGGGGGGACAGCAGGGACCGGAGCCGGAGCCGGGAUGGAAGCAGGGACAGGCGCAGGCGCAGUAGGAGCCGCGACCGCCGCCGCUGAACGCACCGGAGAGAUGGCGUUCCGGUCCAAGAAAAUCCCGGGUUCUAGAAUUAAGCAGGCGGUUCAGCGCAGGGAUUUCCAUGCGCGCGAAAAGCGUGGUAUUUCGGCAAGGGAGGGUUGUGGCAAGUAUUACCCUCCGCGUGGUUUCUAUGCGGUGUUUGGUGGGGCUCGCUCUCUGCCAGUUCGCCAGGGUUGGCGCGUAUCGCUGUAGCGAGCGAGGAAAUGGUGGGCACGAGCACGCCGUUGCUGUUGUUGUCGUCGCAGUCUUUCCGUUGCCUCUCGUAACGGGUGGGUAUGUGCACGGCGGUGGCGUGGCCAAAGUAAUCGGCAGGGAUGGUGUUCCUGCUUCGACGCCGGCGGGUAACAGCAGUCUAUGCUGUUGCUGUCGCAUGCGAGGACACGCAUUCGGGCGAAAAAAUAGGAAUUUCUUUCUCACAAAAGUUUGCUUCGGAAGCUCUUGGGCGGUUUGUAGCGUAUGUUGGCGUUUUUGCGCACGUGGGUGUGACGCCAGGUCUAUUGCUUCUCACAAAACAAACUAAGGCGCUCAGG
Messenger RNA from Ectocarpus siliculosus, 1708 nucleotides. NCBI's taxonomy places the organism in Eukaryota, Phaeophyceae, Ectocarpales, Ectocarpaceae. The record is from the annotation of a GenBank genome assembly.